Molecule: messenger RNA, 2703 nt
Organism: Pyricularia oryzae 70-15
Lineage: Eukaryota; Fungi; Ascomycota; Sordariomycetes; Magnaporthales; Pyriculariaceae
Product: RRM domain-containing protein
Exons: 4
Coding region: 801-2075 (424 amino acids)
Biological process (GO): mRNA alternative polyadenylation
Cellular component (GO): mRNA cleavage and polyadenylation specificity factor complex
Molecular function (GO): mRNA binding
Source: RefSeq, a predicted model, not a curated record
CUUGGGGGAGAAAGCUCCGAUUUUCUUACUCGUCAUAAUCCUGUUUCUCAGCGGGAGGGAUUUCUCGACGUGCAGACACCGUCCAUUUCUCGAACCUCACCUCACGACUGUAUUAUCAGUCCUCCGCCUUAUCAAUCGGAACUGCCUUUGCUUUUGAAUCGUCAUUAAGGACUUGUUAUUUUUCUUUCUUUCUUUCUUCUGUUUUUCUCCCGUUCUCCUCGAGAUCAAAUUUUCUUGGUCACCACGAGAACGAUUGAUCGCACGCACGCACAAUCAUUUCAGUCCGACCGAGACCCCGGAUAGCCCAUCACAUAUCUACCAUUCUGAAAGAGACGUCUAUCUCUUGCCCCAAAAUUAACUGCUUCUAGAAUCGAUCAACUAGUCUGCACGACAAUUUCUUUGUGGAGCUUUGGGGAGGAAGAGUCGUUCGGUCUUGGGACAGAUUUGGGGCUCAGUUGGCAGUGUACCUGGACCUGGAUCGUUGUACAAAGCACAGCGCGUAUCUGCCGCUGCGUCGAUCUUUCAAUCAUCAAAUUUGUCGGGUCUUCCGCUUUGGAACCUUUACCUUACAAAAAAAAACAGGACAGUCGGAUCAACCGCUUCCUGGGAAAGACCGCAAGCACAGAGCUUCGUCUUCGAACAGCCUUUGGCAACACAAGAGAGAAGAGAAGAGAGCCGUGUGUAUCAGGUUCACGGAGUACACGCUCCUGUAAAUCCUGACCGCGUAAUUAGGCCUUUUCAAUACAGCUUAGCACUAACUGAGCUUGACCUCGAGCAUCAAGCUCGCAAAUUUUCACACAAUGGCCGAGGAGGAUUUCGAAAUUGACAUUUAUGGCGAUGCCAACCAGGAGCAGCAGGGUGGAGACGACAACAAGCAUGAUCAAUCUUAUGAAGGUGGUGACCACCAGGAUGGACAUGGAGCCAACGACAAUGAACAGUACCGAGAUGACCAGCAGCAUGCCGAAGAUUCAUCUCACGCAAAGCACGAUGACGACUCUAGCCACACCGAAUCUGCCACACCACAGCAGAGCAACCCACUGAAGCGUAAAGAGGGCUCUGAUGACCGGGCCAUCGACCCAGGUGCCACUUCUGCCAUCCUUAUUUCCGAGCUCCAGUGGUGGAUCACCGACGACGACAUUCGGGGCUGGAUCCGUGAGGCAGGCUGCGAGGAGGAGUUGAAGGAUAUUACCUUCAGCGAACACAAGGUUAAUGGCAAGAGCAAAGGUCAGGUGUAUAUUGAGCUCACAUCCCAGCAGGCGGCAACAGCUGUCAAGCAUCGCCUGGAAUCCUCAGGCGAGGAUGGCGCUUCACAAGCAGGCAGGAAGCAACAAGUCAUCUAUUCUUCACCGACGAUGAACCCGUUCCGAACCCUGCCGAAGGACCAGCCCCGGACGGGUAAGGAUGGCCAGAACCGUCCCACUUCUGGCGCAGGCUACAACAAUGACCGCACAGGCAACAUGAGCGGCGGAGGUGGCAAUUUCAACGGAGGUUAUAACAACCGCGGACGUGGCGGUUAUAACAACAUGCGCGGCGGAAUGGUCAACAACAUGAACCAGGGCGGAUUCAACCGCAAUUUUAACAACAAUGCCUACAACAAUAACAGCAUGGGCUUCAACAACCCGAUGGGUGGUGGCAAUUUCGGAGGUGGCGGCGGAGCGAACUUUGGUGGCUUCCGCGGCGGCGGAAUGGGCAUGAACUCGAACAUGCGUGGAGGUGCCAUGCGUGGAGGCCGCGGUGGUAUGGGAGGCGGCAUGAUGGGUGGAGGUAUGGGUGGUCCCAUGGGCAACAUGGGUAAUAUGGGCGGCGGUAUGGGCAACAUGGGCAACAUGGGAGCCAUGGGUAUGGGUGGUAUGGGCGGACCCAUGGGCGCCAUGGGAGCCAUGGGAGGAAACAUGGGAGCCAUGGGAAUGAUGGGUGGAGGAAUGCCUGGAUUCCAAGGCAUGCAAGGGGGAUUUAACCCUCAGGGCUUCUUUGGCGGCGUAGGUGGCAAUAACAACAACAACAACGCUCAGGGAGGCGGCGGUAACAACGAGUGGCAGAAUCCGCACGGUGCCAAACGUCCUCGGCCGGAAUAGGGAUCUGGACUUCGAUCAGAGACUAUACACCAGUACGCCACACCUCCAACUGGCACGCCUACCGUAUCAGCCGGCCCCCCAGGCAUUCAAAUCGUUUCGCAGCAGCUGUGGGGAGCAAAGCCUAGGGCGUUCUAGAAGUAUCCCGGUUCAGCUAGGGAGGCGGCCGUCCCUUUCCCACUCAAAUUCUCAGGGACUGUGUGAAGGUUAGAGUCCGACUGUGCUCAUCAUCAAAGCACAAAUAACCAGAGCAAAAAGAAUCGCGAGUAAGCGGGCGAGCAAGCGCAUGCUACACUACAAGGACCAUUGGCAUUUACGUACUUUUUUCAAUCCGUGUUUUUUUUUUUUCUAAAGCACUUUUGUAACAGAAAGCAGAAAGGAGUUGGGAUUGGCUUUUUUUUUUUCUUUUCAAAGAGCAAAAGAACCUGAAAGCUGAUCUAAUGGCCGAUUCGAGCUGAAGGAAUACACGGCUACCAAGCAGGAGUUUGGAGUUUGAGAAUUUCAUAAAUGGGAAAAAGGAAUAUUCAUCAUCGUUUCGUUUUGUUCUUUGUGAUGGCAACUUGAUUUUGGCAACUCAUCUUAUCUUGUCUUCUUAUCGUAGGUAGACUCCGUAUCAGACCUGCUGCGCCCG